GGAAAGUGCUGCGCCAGGAAUACUCUCCAAAUCUCACAGUAUUACAGUCAGCUGUGAUGGCCAAGCUCCAGGGCUUUGAGUUCUGGAGUGACACCCUGAAGCAAGCGCGCUAUGUGGUGGCCCCCAUGGUGGACCAGAGCGAGCUGGCCUGGCGCUUGCUGAGCCGUCGGCACGGCGCUCAGCUCUGCUACACCCCCAUGCUCCACGCUCAGGUGUUUGUGCGUGAUGCCAACUACAGGAAAGAAAACCUCUACAAUGAAGUUUGUGAGGAAGACAGGCCUCUCAUUACACAGGUGAGGAUCCACACAGAUCAGAGGUUAGCCAAUGAAAAGCUCUCAGUGCCAAUCACGUGCAAGAUCCGAGUGUUCAAGGAGAUGGAGAAGACGAUCCGCUACGCCCAGAUGCUGGAGAAAGCCGGAUGUCAGCUGCUGACUGUGCACGGCAGAACCAAAGACCAGAAAGGAGCCAUGACAGGUAUCGCGAGCUGGGAACACAUCAAGGCAGUACGGAAGGCAGUAAAUAUUCCAGUGUUUGCUAACGGCAACAUCCAGCACCUGAGUGACGUGGAGCGCUGCAUUCAGGAAACAGGAGUUCAGGGAGUCAUGAGUGCAGAGGGAAACCUCCACAACCCAGCGCUGUUUGAGGGCCGCAGCCCCCCGGUGUGGGAGAUGGCUGAGGAGUAUCUGGAGGUGGUGAAGCUGUAUCCUCCGUGCACGCUGUCCUACGUACGAGCUCACCUCUUCAAGCUCUGGCAUCACACUCUGCAGAUCCACCAGGAUCUGAGGGAGGAGUUGGCCAAGGUGAAGACACUUGAGGGUUUGGCCGACGUCAGCAAACAGCUGAGGCUGCGCUGCCAGGAAGAGAUAGCCAAAGGAAAGGAUGCAGAAGAGAAGAAGGGUGACCUGCCUUUCCCCCACUGGAUCUGCCAGCCAUACGUCAGACCACCGCCAAAAGAGCCAGUCGCUAAUGGCAACAGCCAGGGGUCGGAGGUGAAGAAGACGGUGUGUCAGAAGAGGGCGCUGGAGGACUCUGACAGAACGGCUGACACGCUCUCCAAAAACAAGCAGAAGAAGAGAUCCCGCAACCCCAACAAGAACUUCUGUCCUGAGCAGAAACCCAAGUACAUCAAAUGUGAGCAGUGUGGCAACCCAAAGGGAAACAAAUGUGUCUUCAACCUGUGUCGAGGCUGCUGUAAGAAGAAGGCCUACAAAGAGGUGGCAGACUGUCCAAGCCACGGGCUGAGGUUCAAGACCAAGGCAGAGAAACGGAAAGCUGAGGAGGACGAGCAGAAGAAGGACGAGCAGAAGGAGGACGAGCUGACGGAGACGGAGAGAAGCAGCGGCUCUCCUCAGCCUCUCCCUGAUUCGAGUACAGAGCUGCAGGAGCAGUCCAAGGCUCAUCUACUGCUAUGAGCAGGACUUAGGCUAUCUCUACAUGCACAAGCCGUACCCCUGUUAAUACAGCUCUGUGCCGCUACACAUUAACGUCCCUGCUGGGUGCAAGUCAUUCUUCUGAUAACACAACAUCUGUGAAGCGUUUUGAUGCCAAAUGAUAAGGCACGGUCAUACGACGUUUCAGCCACGUUGGUCUGAAGAAUAGUGGAGCCCGUUUGUCUCAGCAAAGAUCGAGACACGGCUGUUGUGUGAACCUGCUAGGAUUUACUCAGCUGGGGGAUGAGGACUUGAAGGACAGGCUGUUGUGUGUAUUCAAGACAUAGAGCGAUGUAAUCAAAGUGUAUUUGAAGCUUCAUGGAGCCAACUAACCAGGUUUUUAUGUGCAUGCAGAGAUAGCCAGUGGUCAGUGAGGACAUACUGUAUAUACAGCUGCCAAAUAGCCUCAGCGUCUGCAGGAAGAGACUGCCUUCUCAGUGCAGACAUUGAUCAACAACCAAAACUGUAAAAGAUAUUCAGCAUAUUAUUUGUGUGAUGUGGACUUCGGGGACAACAGCUAACUGGGAGUGGACUUGUGAAAACGGAACAGUUCUCUUUUAAUUCUCUCAUUUUUAUUUUUUUUAUUUUUAAGACAAAAGAUUUCCAGAAGACGCGCUUCACACGUUCUUUUAGCAACAGUUGUUACCGAGUCAUCCGAGUGAAAAGAUUCACAAACUGCCUCAUCAAAACAUUUUGACACGUCAUAGCAGAAACGAUGGCUACAUUCCACCGAGGAGAGGCUCAUCUGUCGUGCAGGCUGAUUCACUGUCAUGGAUGUGAAUCGUUAAUGACAUUAGUUUGUGCUUUUCCUGCUGUGAUAAGUCAAAACGUUUGCUGUUGGAGAAAAUCCCCUUUCCGGACAUUUUAAUUCUUUCAUUCAGGGUCAUGGAUGUGGUUACAUUAGUUCAAGUAUUUAUUUUGGGUAAAGGGUUUGCCUGUAGUGCAUUGUAUGUGCCUUUUGACGAUAAAUACCACUGCCUAUCGAGACUUGAGCACACGAGAGGAACAAAGGGAGAGAAAGCGGUGCUCCAUCUGCUGCUGACAAAGACCUGCUCAGUGAAUACACAGUCCAAAAGAAGUGAUUUUAAAGGUGCUACCUGCCUGUGUAAUUGUGUGUACAGGGGGGGAAACAAGCAUUUACAUCUUGGGAAGGAUUUUUUGCCACCGUUUAGCCAGUUCAGAAUCUCAUAAAAUUAUCUCUGUUAGUUUUUAGUCUAGCUUGGCGCAAAGAUGGGUGUCUGUUCAUCUGAAGUGAGGAAAAAAGGGAAGACCCGAGUGGUGAGGACACACAUUAUCUGCUUUUUCCUAAUUUUGAUGGAUGCCAAAAGUUCCCUGUGAUUCUAGUCCUUGUGUUAAGCCAGACUAAAAAAAAAAAAAAAAAAAACUCCUUUACUGAAUGCACAGAUGAGUAAUUGUGAUGGAUGCUAUCAUCUGACUUCAAAUCCCUCUUUGCUCAUUGAUUAAACCAUAACAAAACUAAUCUCUGUGUAUUAAAGUCACAUAUACAUGUUUUCUGUUAA
Molecule: messenger RNA, 2950 nt
Organism: Stegastes partitus (bicolor damselfish)
Lineage: Eukaryota; Metazoa; Chordata; Actinopteri; Pomacentridae
Gene: dus1l
Product: dihydrouridine synthase 1-like (S. cerevisiae)
Exons: 12
Coding region: 57-1412 (451 amino acids)
Molecular function (GO): tRNA dihydrouridine synthase activity
Source: RefSeq, a predicted model, not a curated record